ACAAUGGCGACGCAGCUUGCUGAUUCCGCAGUGCCAGUUACGGACAACUGGAAGAGGACAUUCCUAGUGGUGGCCGUUAACUGCUGCAUUAAAUCAACCCUAAACCCCCAGCCUCUCACAAACUUCUUGUCAGCUACCAUUGACAUCAACAACAUCCCCAAGUACAACUGGUGCAAGUACACCAUUGAAUCAUUGCUUCAUUCAGCUUCUGCUUGGCAAGAGGAUACCAGUAGAUUCUUCGCUGGUCCUCUGCCUUUCUUACAGGUCUGCUAUUUUGAUCGUCUACAGAAGGAACUACACAAGCCUCCCCGUCAAUUCCCGCUACUCUCUAUAUGGAAACGGGAAAUAAUCAAGAGCAGGAUUUAUUGGGAAUUCAAGUCCGGAGUGAUGAUGGGACUGUUCUCCCAAGGAUCACUGCUCCCAUGCACGGGCAACAAGAUGACAACAACAACAACAAGUAAUCCACUUCUCUAA
Beta vulgaris subsp. vulgaris (sugar beet) is the source of this 474-nucleotide messenger RNA. RefSeq lists its product as uncharacterized. Lineage: Eukaryota; Viridiplantae; Streptophyta; Magnoliopsida; Caryophyllales; Amaranthaceae. The transcript is spliced from 2 exons. Bases 4 to 474 code for a protein of 156 amino acids. The record is from RefSeq and is a predicted model, not a curated record.